This is a messenger RNA of Callorhinchus milii (elephant shark), 2152 nucleotides long. Its product is annotated as TSC22 domain family protein 1. NCBI's taxonomy places the organism in Eukaryota, Metazoa, Chordata, Chondrichthyes, Chimaeriformes, Callorhinchidae. Gene Ontology annotation, biological process: regulation of transcription by RNA polymerase II. The record is from RefSeq and is a predicted model, not a curated record. The coding region runs from base 252 to 677 and encodes 141 amino acids. The transcript has 3 exons.
CCUUUGAAUAAAUUAUGCUAAUGUGGCGCCGAGGGGUUUUGUGGAGCGGAGCGGCGGUGAAGGCUGUUAUUAACCUCAGAGCCUUCUUUGUGGAGCAGUGGAGGUGCCUCUGCUCAGGUUCACACAGGGCUUCUGCCUGAAAAACAAUCCCAAUUUAAAACCUUAAAGAGGUUUUUCCCAUCGAUUGACGAUCAUACUUCUAAACACAGGAGAACUCUUGUGUUUCCAGUGUGCAUUUCCUUCGGAAUAGCAUGAAUGCUGAAUAUUAUAAGUCCCUGGCGAUGGAGCUUGGAGUGUACCAGCUGAGAAAUUUUUCGAUUUCAUUCCUUUCUUCUUUGCUCGGAACAGAAAACGCUUCAGUAAAACUAGACAGUAGCUCCUCUGGUGCCAGUGUGGUAGCCAUAGACAACAAAAUCGAGCAAGCCAUGGAUCUGGUGAAGAGUCACUUGAUGUAUGCAGUGAGGGAGGAGGUGGAAGUUCUGAAGGAACAGAUCAAAGAACUGGUAGAAAGAAACUCCCAGCUGGAACAGGAAAACAGUCUGCUGAAGACUCUGGCUAGCCCUGAGCAGUUAGCACAGUUCCAGGCACAGCUACAAACAGCUGGUUCUUCCCCACCGGUUUCUCAAUCAGGACAAACUUCUCAACCCACACCACCAAGCGGGGGAUCAUCAGCUUAAAGUCAUGGUUGUUACAGUCCUUUGGGGACAUCAGGCUUUGCAGAGAGGAGAAAUAAAGCUGCCAUAUCAAUCAUCAUGUAACAUUUCAUCGCACACCAACAAUUCCAAACUGGUUAUGGAAACUAGAACUGUAUCAAUUCCAGAAAGAAACUCUCUUCAGUGUUGAGAUAAUCGUCUUUUGGCUAAAGGAGACUGGUUGGGGAUGUGGAAUGAAACCUUGUUCUCUCAAAGAGAGUGGUUAUAUGCACAAAAGAAGAAAAAGCAGCCGUGCAGAUCUGAGUGCUGGUUACCGAUCAUUGCUCAUGCUGUGGAAAUGUGUGCACAUCCAAGUUUUCCAUUCAGCGCACCUGCAUCUGUGUGUGUGCGCCUGCGUGUGUAUGUCUGUGUGUGCGCACGCUAAUAUAAUCGCUUCCUGACAAUUAGAGGACGGAAUGGAGGUGGAUUGAAGGAAAUCAGAUACUGACUAGAGAGUCUAAGGGGGCCGUGCCCUCCUUUACAGCACUAUAGGCUACUUUGAAUUAUAUAUGAGCUACGAAAAUGGUAUAUGAAGGCAAAGCUGAGCAGUAUUUAACUUGAACUAUAGAACUGUCACCUUGGACCUUAAAAUUGAUAAGUUCGUUAUGUUUACACUGCUUUUCCAAGAGACGGAGAGGUGUAGAUUUUUCAAUUUAGAUGGGACGCUAAAGAUUUGAGGCAAUCGGAAGGUCAUUCACCUAUUGUAAAUUGUGUACUUAGUGUAAGUAUUGUGUAAUAAAGAAUUGUAAGUUUUACGUUGUACAGGUUGAAAUCUAUCUGUUUCACUGAUCUGAAUGUGUUUGGACAUUUUAUAUGCUGUUGAACAAAAUGGCAUUGAUAAUUAAUUAUGCUGUCCUAAGACAUACAGGGCUGGAAGAAUUUUUUAAUGUAUGUUAAUGGUCCAUGAUUGGUGGUAAUAGAAAGGAAAUGGUCCACUGGUCCCAUUUCUUGUAUUUAUCAAAAGUAAGAAGCAGCAAGAAUGCUCUACAUUACAUGCACUAACAGUAGCAGUCUGUCAGUCAGCCAAACUUGCUGGAAGAUGAAACCUGUCGGGUUUUCAGGUGAUUAGAUUCCAGUGGAUGCUCUGUGGACAGCAAAUUUUGGUUCAGUAGCCCAUUGGUCUGUCAAAAUCUAUAGCCUAGUUAGAUUUUUGUCAGAUCCAGGACCAAUGAAUUCAUCCAGCCCAGACACAUUUUCUGCUUCUAGCUGGCUGCUGAAUACCUAAAGUAAAACUAUAUUCAGUAAUAGUAUUUGUAACAUCCACAAGUGUGUGUUUUGACAAUGAAGCACUCUAGACUCUUAAAGAAACUUCUGUUAGCAACUCCAGUUUCUGAUAUGGAUUUCACAGUAAUAGUGUUGCUUAUGUUCUGGUGCAUGUUCUGAAGCAGUUGUAACACAUUCAGUUGUACGUGACUGCUGCACAACUUCUGAACUAUCAAUAAACUCAUGUUGGUAAAUAA